GUCACAAAUCCAGAUGGCCGAAACUUCUAGAAUUGGCGAGCCGGACAACGGCGAACGGAUCACUUGUAGUGUCCUAGCUAACCGCAUUUGGAGUGGUCAUCAACUACAUUAAUAAUAGUUAUUUUUCUUAUUAAUCUAAGGUUGUCAUCAUUUUUGUCAAUAUAAUAUAGUUGUCUAUGGUUGUCAUAACCAAUGACCUUUCCCUACCUAUGGUUAGUUUACAGGUUGAGCUCAAGUUAACCGACUAAAAACCAAAAACAAACUGAUAUAUCUGGGGUGAGUUUAUAUAUCUGAGCAAACUUGACGGCUCAACUUUUUGAAGAUCAGAUUUAGUUUCCUAUAUUCUAUCAUCUACGAUCUAUGUAGGAUCACCUGUCUAGAGGCAACCUCUAGAAACGCAUUUGUUAUUAAAUAACCUCAGUAUUUUGUUAUCAAUUCAAAAAUGGACUAUAAUGAAGAACAAACCGGCGAGUUAGAAGCAUUGGAAUCUAUUUAUUAUGGAGACUUUGUUGUAAUCUCUAACGCCCCAAUUAAAUUUUCUAUACCCAUAAAAACCGAGGAAUAUGAUACGGAUAUUAGCUCUGGCCUGAGUUGUGAUUUGGUCAUAACCUAUACACCAAAAUAUCCAGAAGAGGCUCCAAUAAUUGAGAUAGAAAAUCCAACAAACUUCGACAAUGGGUACAAAUCCGAGCUCCUCAAAUACUUGCAAGAACAAGUGCAAGAAAAUUUAGGUAUGGUAAUGGUUUUUACACUAGUAUCUUCAGCACAAGAAAGGUUGAAUGUUAAGUAUGAUGAAAUAAAAAAAGAUAGGGAAGAAAAGGAAGCCAGAAAAAUAAAAGAGGAAGAAGAAGCUGAAAGAAAGCGUUUCGAAGGAACCAGGGUUACUAUAGAAUCAUUUCUUAAAUGGAAGCAACAAUUUGAGGAAGAAAUGGGUAUCGACAAAAAAAGGGAAUUAGCAGAGAAAGAAGGUCGAAAACUAACAGGAAGAGAACUCUUUAUGACUGAUAAUACCCUGAAUGAAUCUGACCUUAAAUUCUUAGAUGAAAUCGAUAGGGUUAAAGUAGAUGAAUCACUGUUUCAAGAUUUGGAUGAUUUGGAUUUAGAUGAUGAAGAUGAUGAGGAUUUUGACCCAAAUAACUAUAAAUCUGACUCAUCAGACUAAUUUGUUGUAUUUAGUGUUGUUAUAAUUCCUGUUGGAAAUACACCAUAUUUUUUAAAUUUAGUCCUUGAUACUUUUCUGGUAAGAUAAAAGAUCCUUGAUCCUUGAUUAUUUACAGUACUUUAUUAACAAAGAAACUAAUU
Messenger RNA from Cylas formicarius (sweet potato weevil), 1302 nucleotides. Its product is annotated as RWD domain-containing protein 1. The transcript has a single exon. The coding region runs from base 443 to 1162 and encodes 239 amino acids. Gene Ontology annotation, molecular function: protein binding. Gene Ontology annotation, biological process: cytoplasmic translation. The record is from RefSeq and is a predicted model, not a curated record. NCBI's taxonomy places the organism in Eukaryota, Metazoa, Arthropoda, Insecta, Coleoptera, Brentidae.